AUGUCUGUCAUCGACACUACCAAGGACCUCUCGGCACUUUUCACGAAACAGGUCCAUGCUACCCCGGAUCUGAUUGCAUUGGAAGACGACAAGCAUACGUACACUUACCAAGAGCUCCACGACAAAGUCGCUGCCCUCGCUGACCGGCUGCGGGGCCAUGGCGUCGGCCGUGACAGCUUGGUUGGUGUCCUGUUGCCGCGAUCCGCCGACUAUGUAAUCGCCUGUCUAGCAGCACUACGGGCGGGUGGUGCAUUUUUAGUCUUGGAAUUGGCCUAUCCUCCCGAUCUCCUCGCAGAUGUUCUCGAGGAUGCUCAACCAACCGUCGUGGUUACUAUCAGCGCCGAAGUUGGUAAGAUUAAGGGAAGCACACCGCUUGUUGUUCUGGAUGAAACCAGUCCGACUACGAACGGUCAGUCGGACAAGUUUGAGCUGAAGCCACUGCCCGACGAUACCGAUUUGGACCGCUUAGCAUUUGUUGCAUACUCCAGUGGAACGACCGGUAAGCCGAAAGGCAUCGCGAAUCCACACCGAGCAGCAGUUCUCUCAUAUAACCUCCGAUUCGGACUUUCGGAUAUACAACCAGGCGAUCGAGUUGCCUGCAAUGUCUUCUUCGUCUGGGAAAUUCUACGCCCGCUGUUGCGAGGUGCGACUGUUGUUGCUGUACCGGACGAAGCAAGCUAUGACCCGCGUAUGCUCGUCGACCUACUUGCCUCCAAGAAAAUCACUGAGACUCUCUUCACACCAACACUUUUCUCUGCCGUUCUUGCUCGUCACCAAGCGCUGGAGACGCGUCUGCCAAACUUGAAGACUGUUUGGCUUAACGGCGAAGUUGUGACAACCGACCUUGCACGGCGUGGUAUCAAAGCUCUACCCAAUACCCGCCUCCUCAAUGUAUACAGCGCAUGUGAGACACACGAGAUUGCUUGCGGAGAUAUUAAGGACAUGCUUGAGAAGCUGGACAAGGACGCCGCCUACUGUCCUGUAGGACCGCCGCUCAUUGAUAGGAAAUACAUCUAUAUCGUGGACGAAAGUGGCCAGAAGGUGGACGAAGGAGAGAAUGGCGAGCUUUGCGUAGGCGGACACUUGCUUGCUCGAGGAUACCUCAACCGCCCUGAGACUACCGCCAAGGCUUUCAUUCGCAAUCCGUACAGCUCGAAGCCUGGUGCUCGUAUGUACAGGACUGGUGACAAAGCACGCCUUCUAUCGAAUGGGUUGCUCGAGAUCACGGGCCGUGUUGGAGCCAUGAUCAAGAUCCGUGGAUACUCUGUGGUACCUGGAAAAGUUGAGAGCGCGAUUCUCAACCAUUUAGCCGUCAGCCACUGCGCCGUAGUACCUUUUGGAGAAGGUAUCGAUCGACAACUGGUUGCAUACAUCGUUCGAGACAAGGAUACGUCUGCAGAGCGUCCAGAAGUCGAAAUUGACCGAACAGGCCGUAGCUCGACAGCCAGGCGCAUGUUGAUGGCAUAUCUUGCCCAUUAUAUGAUACCCGCACUCUGGGUCGAAAUGGAUAGUCUUCCAACGAGCGAUGUAUCUGGAAAGGUUAAUCUCAAGGCUCUUCCUCCUCCCAGACCUGCAUCUCCUACUGGAAGCGCACGCAAAUUCGAGCAGAGUCCUAUCUCCAUCGAACAGAUUACCGAAAUCUGGGCAUCUAUAUUGAGCAUUAGCCCAAGCUCCAUUACUCCCGAAUACAACUUCUUCGAUCUCGGUGGUCAUUCACUGUUACUUGCUGACCUGGCCGCGCGUUUAUCAAACACUUUCGGAUUCAGGGUACCAGUCGCACGCCUCGCCACUCCAGCAACGCUCAACGGCCACCUUGACACUGUUCGCGCCAUUCGUGACGGUCACACCGCCGAGGUACAGGAGAACCUACCCGCCGUUCUACGUGCAGACUCCGUACUAGAGAAGGAGAUCCAACCCAAGAAUGCCAAGAUGUGUGCGCUCAAAGACGCAAAGACCGUACUACUUACUGGUGUCACUGGUUUUUUGGGCGCUUUCCUUCUACGAGACCUGCUUGAGAGCACAUCUGCCCAGAUUGUUUGCAUGGUUCGAUUCGCUGAUUCCUCGCAAGAUGACAUACCUGCUGGUAUUGCUAGGAUACGCAGGAACCUGCUGGACUUUGGUCUGUGGAGCGACAACAUCAUGGAGCGUGUCGAGAUUCUUCCAGGAAAUUUGUCACGUAAGCGGUUCGGUCUCGCUCCUGACACGUUCAAGAGUUUGGCGGAACGCCUUGACGUAAUAGUUCAUGCGGCUGCCACUGUCAACCUGGUUUAUCCUUAUGCUGCGCUACAGAAACCCAACGUUGGUGGUACAAGAGAGGUUCUUCGUCUUGCCGCUCAAGGUGGUGCUACAGUGCAAUAUAUUUCUACUAACGGAGUGCUUCUUCCUGCCGAAGGCCGCGAAGGAUGGUCAGAAGACGCCAUGCUUGAGGUCGAUCAAGUCACCAAGCUCGCUGAUGGUUACGGUCAGACUAAGUGGGUGGCCGAACAGCUUGCUCUGGAGGCUGGCCGAAGAGGUCUUCCCAUCAAGAUUCACCGUCUUGGAACUAUUAGUGGCCACAGCGAGACAGGUGCUGCUAAUGCAUGGGAUCUGUUGACAGCCAUGAUUGUUGAGUCGGUCAGAAUCGGCUACUACCCCGAUGUCAAGGGUUGGCGCGCGGAAAUGACCCCAGUCGACUUCGUCAGCAAGGCUAUAAUGCACCUCAGCAACCAAACCGAGACAGAGCAAACAAUAUUCCACAUUGGAGAUCCCGAUCCGGUCGACAUCAACAAGGUAUUCGAAGAUCUCAGUGCGCUAGGCUAUCCAACCCAGCCGAUAGAAUUCGAAAAGUGGACCAGCCUUUGGGAUGAUAAACGAGGUUCCGCCAAAGGUGGUGAUGGUGCUUUCACGGUUGAUAUUCUACGAAGCGGUAUGCCAACUAUUGAGUUCCUGAGGGAUGUUGUUGUGCUCGACAACGCAAAGACCAGGCCGCUACGUCUUGCGGUAGAACGCCCGAAAGUAGAUCAAGUACUUCUUGAGACAUACACAAGGCACUGGUAUGCACGAGGCUGGCUUCCAAAGCCGCCUACGCAACAGGACGCUGCAGGUGGAUCUGCUAGGCUUCCUCGAAGAGGCCCUCUUUUCGGUAAGGUCGCCGUAGUCAUGGGCGCAUCAUCCGGUAUUGGCGCUGCUACCGCCGCUGCUCUUGCCCGAGAAGGCUGCCACGUUGCCCUCGCAGCACGCCGCAUCGAUGCUCUUGAAGAUCUGAAGAAACGUCUCGUGAUCCGCGAAGGCAAGAUCAUUACGCAGAAGACCGAUGUCACCGACAAGGCUCAGGUCGAAGCCCUUGUUGCUGCAGCAGAGAGCCAACUAGGACCUGUUGACAUCUUUGUGAAUGUCUCAGGAGUGAUGUACUUCACCAUGAUGGCCAACACAUACACUGACCAAUGGAACCAAACAGUCGAUGUCAAUUGCAAAGGUCUCCUCAAUGUCAUCUCCUCCAUUGUACCUUCGAUGCUCAAGCGUGGAAAGGGUCACCUCCUCGCCAUCUCAUCGGAUGCUGGGCGAAAAGUCUUCCCUGGUCUGGGCGUCUACUCCGCGUCCAAGUUCUUCGUCGAAGCUACACUGCAAAGUUUGAGGCUUGAAACAGCGGGUACUGGGCUGAGAGUCACUGCUGUGCAGCCAGGAAAUGUGGCGACAGAUCUUUUGGGAAUGAGCACAGAUCAGGAAGCUCUCAAGAAGUUUGGAGAGCCAAGCGGCGCGAAGGUGCUGGAUCCAGAGAACGUAGCUGAGUGCAUUGUGUAUGCGCUCAAGCAGCCAGAGCACGUUUCCGUGAACGAGGUACUUAUUGAGCCAAGAGAUGAGCCCAUCUAG
Messenger RNA from Alternaria atra, 3849 nucleotides. RefSeq lists its product as uncharacterized. The record is from RefSeq and is a predicted model, not a curated record. The coding region runs from base 1 to 3849 and encodes 1282 amino acids. Lineage: Eukaryota; Fungi; Ascomycota; Dothideomycetes; Pleosporales; Pleosporaceae. The transcript has a single exon. Gene Ontology annotation, molecular function: phosphopantetheine binding.